Messenger RNA from Corapipo altera (White-ruffed manakin), 1580 nucleotides. Its product is annotated as sialoadhesin-like. The transcript has 7 exons. Lineage: Eukaryota; Metazoa; Chordata; Aves; Passeriformes; Pipridae. The record is from RefSeq and is a predicted model, not a curated record. The annotation marks the transcript as partial.
CCGUCAGGGUGGUCGUGCGACCCUCGGCCGAGGUGGCGGAGGGGACGGAGGUGACCCUGACGUGCCAGGCCCCCCGCGCCGCCCCCGGGUCGCCGUACAGGUGGUUCAGGAACGGGCAGUGGCUGGCCGAGGGACUCGCCGCCUCCCUGGGGCUCCGCGGCCGCCGCUCCGACGCGGGACUCUACUCCUGCCAGGCGGGCAGGGGGCACCGGGCCCCCCCCGCCGCCCUCAGGGUGCUCUACGCCCCCCAGGAGCCCACCUUCACCUCCCUGCUGGACCCGCGGGGGGGGCGACAGGCCGUCCUGCUCUGCUCCGUGGACAGCUUCCCCCCCUCGGAGCUGGCCGUGAGCCGGGGGCCCGGGCAGCCCCCCCUGGCCUCGUCCCGCGGCCCCUCGGCCCCCGGGCUGGACGUGCGGGCCUCGCCCAACGCGCUGCGGGUGGGGCUGGGGCCACUGGGGCCGCGGGACUCGGGGCUCUACCUGUGCUCGGCCAACAACAGCCACGGCACCGCGGCCGCGGCCCUGCAGCUCCACGGGGCAGGGGUCUCGGUCACGGUCGAGCCGUCGCCAGAAGUGCCCGAGGGCAGCAGAGCCACCCUGACCUGCUCGGUGCCCCCUUGGUGGGGCGAAGGUGCCAACUACACGUGGCACAGGGACGGGCGGUGGCUGCGGGAGGGACCGUCCCCCUCCCUCGUCCUGCCCCGCGUCUCCAGCGCCGACUCGGGCUCCUACGGCUGCCUGGCCAGCGGGGCCUGGGGCACGGCCAGCUCGGCCCCCCUCGGCCUCAGCGUCCUCUACCCUCCCCGGGACGUGUCCGUCAGCACCUUCCUGGAGAACCGCGGCGGGCGGGCGGGCAUCGUGCUGUGCAGGGUCGACAGCCACCCGCCCUCCUCCCUGGCCCUGCUCCACCAGGGCCGGCUCCUGGCCUCCAGCCCGGCCCCCGCCGCCACCCCGGGGGUGCGCGGGGCCCCCUCUCACAACUCCCUGCGGGUGGAGCUGGGGGCGCUGGGCCCGGGGGCCGCCGGGCGAUACCUGUGCGUGGCCACCAACGCCCUGGGCAACGCCACGGCCAGCGCCCACUUCGACGUGAACACCCUCACCCACCUGCAGACCUUCACCAUCCUGACUGGGCUGCUUGUGGCCCUCGUCUGUGUGGCCACCCUGGGCCUGCUGGCUGUGAAGAUGUGGCCCAGGAUCAGGAGGUUUCGGGGCUGGACGGGUGCCGAGGACACCCUGGAGCUGAGGAGCAAACAGGAGCCAGCACAGGUGGAUGGAGCAUCUUAACCCGGUGGCUCUUGGACCCAGGAGCAUCUGUGGCAUCUGUUGCUGGAAUUUCAUGAUCCUGGCCUGGCUGGAUCCUGGUAGCCCCCCCUGGGGCCCCCCAGCCCUAUCCCAGCCCCUGCCAGCCCCAUUCCAUCCCCUGCCAGCCCCACCGUGCCCCUCAUCCCUCCCCAGGGGAUGUUGUUCUCACGUGGGGCAGGGUUUGGGCUCACCACGUCACGUGCCAGGCCGUGCAAGCUGUGACUGCCCAGAGCUGUGAAAUCCUGGAAAGACAAUAAAACCAGAUCUCCCGGUGCUGGU